This is a messenger RNA of Colletotrichum destructivum, 1259 nucleotides long. RefSeq lists its product as uncharacterized. The transcript has 2 exons. The coding region runs from base 461 to 970 and encodes 169 amino acids. NCBI's taxonomy places the organism in Eukaryota, Fungi, Ascomycota, Sordariomycetes, Glomerellales, Glomerellaceae. The record is from RefSeq and is a predicted model, not a curated record.
CGUAAUUAGUUUUUGAAAGGAAGGACUAGAUCCAUUAGAAAAGUAUGUUGGAAUUGUUGAGGGGGAGGGAAGGGACUUGGUGUUUUUUUAUUUUUUGUACGGGAAUGUUGGUAUAUAGGCAGUCGGUCCACGAAGGGCACACACACACAUACACCUUCUUUUCUGGAUACAUCACACGACGACUCCGAUAGCAACAACUCUUGACUUAAAACAUUGAACAGCACACUUGAGCAGGUUUUCCUCCUCCUCGCCUAGCCAAGUCCCCGGUCUCACUCGCCCUUCUCUCGUCUCGUCUCUCCCUCCCUCCCACCAAGGAUCUUGGCAGACUGAGAAGCAGCUCGUGGGAUAACAACGUCCUCAAGACUACUGAACCCGGCCCCCUUUCCCCUAUUCUCCAGAAACAACAUAAAAGACCCCCGUUUCUCCCCUUUCCUCCUCCGAGAGAAAGACUCCCGCAAGAAUGUCCAACGCCGGUGACCCGCCCGUCGUCGUGAACGAGGUUGUCAACAAGACAGAAACUGCCGCCGUCGCCGCUGCCCCGAACGAAAUUGUCGUCGCCUCGCGGCCGGGUGAUCUUGCCGUCGUGCCCGCCGGCGCGCGCGUUCUCAACGAGGUCGUUACGACCCAGGUGUUCCCCAACCACGGGCCUGGUCCGAUGGGGUUCCAACUCUGCUCGAACUGUCGCCGUUACUGGCACACCUCCCUUACCGACCCGUUCUGCCACCGCUGCCGCUUCGGCUUCGGCUAUGACCGGGGCGACGACCGCGGCUGCGGCGGCGGCGGCCAUGGCCGUUGCGGCUACGACCGAUGCUCCUACUGUGAGCGCUUCCGGAUCGCCGAUGGCGGCGUUGGAUGCCGCGGGGGCGGCAUCGGCAUCUGCCGGGACCGGUGCGGGAGGCCGGCGCUGUGCAGGCCGGUGCCGAGGAGGCUCGCCUACGAGAAGAAGACGGUGAAGCGAUAUUACUACUAAGAGGUGUGCUGGGAUGGGGCGCGAGUUGAUCUUGGUCUGGUAGAGUCCGGCAUGGUGGCUUUUUGUCUUUCGUGUAUAAUCGCCUCUCUCGGCGGAGGGUGUGGUUUUUUUGGAUUUGGCGAGUAUUGUCAUUUCGGUAUGGGUGAAGGGGUUUUGUCCAACGUAGAGUUUCGUUUCUUGUAAUGUUUGUUGGCUCUGUUCACUCGGGCUCUUCCGGGUCCAGGGACAGUAAGGGUUUGUUUUCGUCCUGCUGAAAGAGUGAUAAGGGGAGAGAGAGAGAGAGCUCGUA